CGGACUCCAGCUUACCCCGAGACGCCCGCAGCCCGAGGACUCACCAGCGGCAGAGACCGCGGGCCCGGGCGCGGGGGAGGCCGCCGAUCGAGUCGGCUCCCUCCGCCCCGCGAAGCCUGCACGCCCGCCGGUGAAUCAAAAAGGGCCCAGGAAGCCUAUGAAUGUUGGAGAAAAUUCACCUGUGAAUUUUUGAUGUUUAAGGAGUUUUUUGUAUUUGUAUUCAUCUUUUAAACUGGGAAGAUUCAUAUUUUAUUUUAAAACUUCUUGGUAUUUACAAUGAAUGGACACAGUGAUGAAGAAAGUGUUAGAAACAGUAGUGGAGAAUCAAGCCAGUCGGAUGAUGAUUCUGGGUCAGCUUCGGGCUCAGCAUCGGGUUCAAGUUCUGGAAGCAGUAGUGAUGGAAGCAGUAGCCAGUCAGGUAGCAGUGACUCUGAGUCCGGAUCUGAAUCAGGCAGUCAGUCAGAGUCUGAAUCAGACACUUCCCGAGAAAACAAAGUCCAAGCAAAACCACCGAAAGUUGAUGGAGCUGAGUUUUGGAAAUCUAGCCCUAGUAUUCUGGCCGUUCAGAGAUCUGCAAUGCUCAAGAAGCAGCAGCAGCAGCAGCAGCAGCAUCAGGCUUCAUCUAAUAGUGGAUCAGAGGAGGAUUCCUCCAGCAGUGAAGAUUCUGAUGACUCAUCGAACGAGGUCAAAAGGAAAAAACAUAAAGAUGAAGAUUGGCAAAUGUCUGGGUCAGGAUCUCCAUCUCAAUCUGGUUCAGAUUCAGAAUCUGAAGAAGAAAGAGAUAAAAGCAGUUGUGAUGAAACAGAAUCUGAUUAUGAGCCAAAAAACAAAGUUAAAAGCAGAAAACCUCAAAAUAGAUCUAAGGCAAAAAAUGGGAAGAAAAUUCUUGGACAAAAAAAGAGACAGAUUGAUUCAUCUGAGGAGGAAGAUGAUGAAGAAGAUUAUGAUAAUGAUAAAAGAAGUUCUCGUCGCCAGGCAACUGUCAAUGUUAGCUAUAAAGAAGAUGAAGAAAUGAAAACAGAUUCUGAUGAUCUACUGGAGGUCUGUGGAGAGGAUGUUCCUCAACCUGAGGAAGAAGAAUUUGAAACAAUAGAACGUUUUAUGGAUUGUCGGAUUGGGAGAAAAGGAGCUACUGGUGCUACUACAACCAUCUAUGCAGUUGAAGCAGAUGGUGACCCAAAUGCAGGAUUUGAAAAAAACAAGGAACCAGGCGAGAUCCAAUAUUUGAUUAAAUGGAAAGGAUGGUCCCAUAUUCACAAUACUUGGGAGACAGAAGAAACCCUUAAGCAGCAGAAUGUUAGAGGAAUGAAAAAAUUGGAUAACUAUAAGAAAAAAGAUCAGGAAACAAAAAGAUGGUUGAAAAAUGCUUCUCCAGAAGAUGUGGAAUAUUAUAAUUGCCAGCAAGAACUUACAGAUGAUCUACACAAACAGUAUCAAAUUGUGGAACGAAUAAUUGCUCAUUCCAAUCAGAAGUCAGCAGCUGGUUAUCCCGAUUAUUACUGUAAAUGGCAGGGCCUUCCAUACUCAGAGUGCAGCUGGGAGGAUGGAGCUCUAAUUUCCAAAAAGUUUCAAGCAUGCAUAGAUGAGUAUUUUAGCAGGAAUCAAUCAAAAACCACUCCUUUUAAAGAUUGCAAAGUAUUAAAACAAAGGCCAAGAUUUGUAGCCCUAAAAAAGCAACCAUCCUAUAUUGGAGGACAUGAGAGUUUAGAAUUAAGAGAUUAUCAACUGAAUGGUUUAAAUUGGCUUGCUCACUCUUGGUGCAAAGGAAAUAGUUGCAUCCUUGCUGAUGAAAUGGGCCUUGGAAAAACAAUACAGACGAUCUCAUUUCUGAACUAUUUGUUUCAUGAACAUCAAUUAUAUGGACCUUUUCUGUUAGUGGUACCACUUUCCACUCUUACUUCUUGGCAAAGGGAAAUUCAGACAUGGGCUUCUCAAAUGAAUGCUGUGGUUUAUUUAGGUGACAUUAACAGCAGAAAUAUGAUAAGAACUCAUGAAUGGAUGCAUCCCCAGACCAAACGGUUAAAAUUUAAUAUACUUUUAACAACUUACGAAAUUUUAUUGAAGGAUAAGGCAUUCCUUGGAGGUCUAAAUUGGGCGUUUAUAGGUGUAGAUGAAGCACAUCGAUUAAAGAAUGAUGACUCUCUUCUGUAUAAAACUUUAAUAGACUUUAAGUCCAAUCAUCGUCUCCUUAUUACUGGAACUCCUCUACAAAACUCCCUCAAAGAGCUCUGGUCUUUGCUACAUUUCAUUAUGCCAGAAAAGUUUUCUUCCUGGGAAGAUUUUGAAGAAGAACAUGGAAAAGGCAGAGAAUAUGGUUAUGCAAGCCUCCACAAGGAGCUUGAGCCAUUUCUGUUACGCAGAGUUAAAAAAGAUGUGGAAAAAUCUCUUCCUGCCAAGGUUGAGCAGAUUUUAAGAAUGGAAAUGAGUGCUUUACAGAAACAGUAUUACAAAUGGAUAUUAACUAGGAAUUACAAAGCCCUCAGCAAAGGUUCCAAGGGCAGUACCUCAGGCUUUUUGAACAUUAUGAUGGAGCUAAAGAAAUGUUGUAACCAUUGCUACCUCAUUAAACCACCAGAUAAUAAUGAAUUCUAUAAUAAACAGGAGGCCUUACAACACUUAAUCCGUAGUAGCGGAAAAUUGAUUCUUCUUGACAAACUGUUAAUUCGUCUAAGAGAACGAGGCAAUAGAGUUCUUAUUUUUUCUCAAAUGGUGCGGAUGUUAGAUAUUCUUGCAGAAUAUUUGAAAUAUCGUCAAUUCCCCUUUCAAAGAUUAGAUGGAUCAAUAAAAGGGGAGCUGAGAAAACAAGCUCUAGAUCAUUUUAAUGCUGAAGGAUCAGAGGAUUUCUGCUUUUUACUUUCCACAAGAGCUGGAGGCUUGGGAAUUAAUUUAGCCUCCGCUGACACUGUUGUUAUAUUUGAUUCUGAUUGGAAUCCACAAAAUGAUCUUCAGGCACAGGCUAGAGCUCAUCGAAUUGGGCAGAAGAAACAGGUGAAUAUUUAUCGUCUAGUUACGAAGGGAUCAGUUGAAGAGGAUAUACUUGAAAGGGCCAAAAAGAAGAUGGUUUUAGAUCACCUUGUAAUUCAGAGAAUGGACACAACUGGGAAGACAGUACUACAUACAGGUUCUGCCCCCUCAAGUUCUACUCCUUUCAAUAAAGAAGAAUUAUCAGCCAUUUUAAAGUUUGGCGCUGAGGAACUUUUUAAGGAACCUGAAGGAGAAGAGCAAGAGCCCCAGGAAAUGGAUAUAGAUGAAAUCUUGAAGAGGGCUGAAACUCAUGAAAACGAACCAGGCCCUUUAACUGUAGGAGAUGAGUUGCUUUCCCAGUUCAAGGUUGCCAACUUUUCAAAUAUGGAUGAGGAUGACAUUGAGUUGGAACCAGAAAGAAAUUCAAAGAAUUGGGAAGAAAUAAUUCCAGAAGAUCAAAGAAGACGAUUAGAAGAGGAAGAAAGACAAAAGGAACUUGAAGAAAUUUAUAUGCUUCCAAGAAUGAGAAACUGUGCAAAACAGAUUAGUUUUAAUGGAAGUGAAGGGAGGCGCAGUAGAAGUAGGAGAUAUUCUGGAUCUGAUAGUGACUCCAUCUCAGAAAGGAAAAGGCCAAAGAAACGUGGAAGACCACGGACUAUUCCUCGAGAGAAUAUCAAAGGAUUUAGUGAUGCAGAAAUUAGGCGGUUUAUCAAGAGUUACAAGAAAUUUGGUGGCCCUCUGGAAAGAUUAGAUGCAAUUGCUCGGGAUGCUGAAUUAGUUGAUAAGUCAGAGACAGACCUCCGACGAUUAGGAGAAUUGGUGCAUAAUGGUUGCAUUAAAGCUUUAAAGGAUAAUUCUUCAGGAACAGAACGAACAGGUGGUAGACUUGGAAAAGUGAAGGGUCCAACAUUCCGAAUAUCAGGUGUACAGGUGAAUGCCAAGCUCGUCAUCUCCCACGAAGAAGAAUUAAUACCAUUGCACAAAUCCAUUCCUUCAGAUCCAGAAGAAAGAAAGCAGUAUACUAUCCCAUGCCACACAAAGGCAGCUCAUUUUGAUAUAGACUGGGGCAAAGAAGAUGAUUCCAAUUUGUUAAUUGGUAUCUAUGAAUAUGGAUAUGGAAGCUGGGAAAUGAUUAAAAUGGAUCCUGACCUCAGUUUAACACACAAGAUCCUUCCUGAUGAUCCUGAUAAAAAACCACAAGCAAAGCAAUUGCAGACACGUGCGGACUACCUCAUCAAAUUACUUAGUAGAGAUCUUGCCAAAAAAGAAGCUCAGAGGCUUUCUGGUGCAGGAGGGUCAAAGAGGAGAAAAGCAAGAGCUAAGAAGAAUAAAGCAAUGAAGUCUAUAAAAGUGAAAGAAGAAAUAAAGAGUGAUUCUUCACCCCUGCCUUCAGAGAAGUCUGAUGAAGAUGAUGAAAAGGAUGAGAUCACUUCUGUGAAACAUCCAAAUAAAAAAAUUAAAACAGAAAGAGACAGUGAAGAAAGACCUGAGCCAGAUGUUUUUAUAAAGAAGGAAUCAGAAGAAAAGAGGGAAGCAAAAGAAAAAGAGAAUAAAAGAGAACUUAAAAGGGAGCUAAAAGAAAAAGAGGAUAAGAAAGAUAUAAAGGAAAAAGAUUUUAAAGAGAAAAGAGAAAACAAAGUAAAAGAAGCUAUACAGAAAGAAAAAGACAUAAAGGAAGAAAAGUUGAGUGAAUCCAAGUCUGAUAGCAAGGAAAGAUCCAAGAAAUCUUCAGUGUCAGAUGCUCCAGUUCAUAUCACCGCAGGUGGUGAACCAGUUCCCAUAUCUGAAGAAUCUGAAGAGCUAGAUCAGAAGACAUUCAGCAUUUGUAAAGAAAGGAUGAGGCCUGUCAAAGCAGCUUUGAAACAACUUGAUAGGCCUGAAAAAGGCCUUUCAGAAAGAGAACAAUUGGAGCAUACUAGACAGUGUUUAAUAAAAAUUGGAGACCAUAUCACAGAAUGUCUGAAAGAGUAUGCAAAUCCUGAACAAAUCAAGCAGUGGAGAAAAAACCUGUGGAUUUUUGUAUCUAAGUUUACGGAGUUUGACGCAAGAAAAUUACAUAAAUUAUAUAAACAUGCUAUUAAAAAACGACAGGAAUCUCAGCAAAAUAAUGACCAGAACAGCAACUUGAAUGCUCAAGUGAUUAGAAAUCCAGAUGUGGAAAGAUUAAAAGAGAAUACAAAUCACGAUGAUAGCAGCAGGGACAGUUAUUCAUCUGAUAGACACUUAUCUCAGUAUCAUGAUCAUCAUAAAGACCGACAUCAGGGAGAUUCUUAUAAAAAGACUGACUCUAGGAAAAGACCCUAUUCUUCUUUUAGUAAUGGUAAAGAUCAUCGUGACUGGGAUCAUUACAAGCAAGAAAGCAGGUAUUACAGUGAUAGAGAGAAACACAGAAAACUGGAUGAUCACAGGAGUAGAGAUCACAGGUCAAAUUUGGAAGGAAGUUUAAAGGAUAGAUCUCAUUCUGAUCAUCGUUCUCAUUCAGAUCAUCGGUUACAUUCAGACCAUCGGGCAAGUUCUGAAUAUACACACCAUAAAUCUUCCAGGGAUUAUAGGUAUCAUUCAGAUUGGCAAAUGGACCACAGAGCUUCCAGUAGUGGCCCCAGAUCACCUUUAGAUCAGAGAUCUCCUUAUGGCUCCAGAUCUCCAUUUGAACACUCAGUUGAACACAAAAGUACACCCGAGCAUACCUGGAGUAGUCGGAAAACAUAACAAAAACUGAUACUUUGUCUUUCCGGACUUUUCUUUUAGCCAUAUAUCAUAAACCAACACAGUAAUUGCCUUACAUGACUUGAAAGAUAUAAACAGAUCUUCUAUCAGUAGCAGUAUUGUUACUUCUUUCCAGGAUGCAAGGUCUAUUAUCCCAACAGAAGAGAAAAUAUUUUUAUAUUUAAGGAUUAUGCUGCACUGUACUACAAAUACUGUAGUACUUUUUUUUUUUUCUUUUUUAAAGAAAUGGAAAAUGUUUACUAUUACAGGGACCUCAACACUGCCCUUCCAUAUAGGCUGGAUAAAACUGUUUUUAAGUCAGUGAUUUUAGACUGACCUCCAUUUAAAUUAUGUUUGUAUAUGAACUUUACUCUGACCUGUGAUCAUGUUUCAGGAAGGAAUGAAAGAGAGUUCUUUUCUUAAUAAAGAAAAAACACUCAAGGACUUUGUUCACUUUCCAAAGCUACUUGUUUACAUUGUACACUGCGACCACCUUGCCGCUUUUCAUCACAAGCUUGAAUAUUUAAAUUCUGUACUUAUAUCUGUAAAAUAGCCAGGAAUUUCCUGUUUGUGAUCUAUUAUUAUGCCUUUUUACACACACACAUACACACAAAUGGCUGUAAAUUAUUGUAAAUGGAUUAAAUGAGCUUUCCUUACUUCCUUUCCCUCCUCAGGCUUUUUUUGACUGUUCCUUUCCCUACCAACUCAGGCCUUCUUAUCAUUUAAAAAUAUCAGUGUAAUAACACUUUUUAAUGAUUUGUCUGAUGGAAUCAUUGUUUAGAAUGUAAAAAAUGGGGAAAGGGGCCACUUAAUUCCAUAGUCCUCUUUUUAUAUUGACUAUUUUAUUAGAUACAUGUUAUUUCUUUUUUUUUUUUUCUUUUUUAGUAAUUAUUGUGUUUGUAGUAACAAAAUGGUGAGAUAAUAUGUAAAAUCUAAACUGCAUGCUCUGGAAACAUUUUUUUCAGAUGCAUUUGGUUUAAAAGGGUAGGUGUAUGAACACUUUUCAGAAUCCAAAAUGGCCAAAAGUUAUUGUAAAUCCAUUUGUUUUCCCUUUUCAUGUGGGCAAUAAUGUCAAAUGUGCUAUGCAGCCAGGUAACAUUUUAGAUAAACUUGAUUGACUUUUAAUAUAAACUGUUACAAUGCACACUGAUUGUAUAUAAAAACCUUAUAUAUGACAAAUUAAAUUUAAGAAAAAGGA
Messenger RNA from Lutra lutra (Eurasian river otter), 6868 nucleotides. It is a transcript of the gene CHD1, whose product is annotated as chromodomain helicase DNA binding protein 1. The transcript is spliced from 37 exons. Bases 277 to 5673 code for a protein of 1798 amino acids. NCBI's taxonomy places the organism in Eukaryota, Metazoa, Chordata, Mammalia, Carnivora, Mustelidae. Gene Ontology annotation, cellular component: chromatin; nucleus. The record is from RefSeq and is a predicted model, not a curated record. Gene Ontology annotation, molecular function: chromatin binding; ATP hydrolysis activity; histone binding. Gene Ontology annotation, biological process: nucleosome organization; regulation of transcription by RNA polymerase II.